Tetrahymena thermophila SB210 is the source of this 288-nucleotide messenger RNA. RefSeq lists its product as hypothetical. Lineage: Eukaryota; Ciliophora; Oligohymenophorea; Hymenostomatida; Tetrahymenidae. The transcript is spliced from 2 exons. The record is from RefSeq and is a predicted model, not a curated record.
AUGUCUACAUAUCUAUUAUUUUCACCUUAAACGAAUCUAAAAAUAUUCGAACUUACUGAAUUGAAAUUAGAUUCAGAAAUUAGAGAAACUCAUUAUUAUCCUGAAAAAAGUAAGAAUGAUAGACCAUCUACAUAUCUUCUUAUCAACAAAUGUGUGAUUUCUUAAUAUAAAGAUAAGUUUAAAGGUAUUAAUAAAAAUAGCGAUGAUAGAAUUAGCAUAAAUAUUGCUAAAACAACUAGCAACACAGAGAACGCUAUCAAAAUAAAAAGAGGUUAUAUUAAAUAUUGA